Egretta garzetta (little egret) is the source of this 1273-nucleotide messenger RNA. It is a transcript of the gene LRRC3C, whose product is annotated as leucine rich repeat containing 3C. The coding region runs from base 322 to 1107 and encodes 261 amino acids. The transcript has a single exon. The record is from RefSeq and is a predicted model, not a curated record. Gene Ontology annotation, molecular function: protein binding. NCBI's taxonomy places the organism in Eukaryota, Metazoa, Chordata, Aves, Pelecaniformes, Ardeidae.
GCUCAGCCCCUUGGGGCCUGAUCCUGCCACGCAGGAGCCCUGAGCGAGGCCACCGGUGGUUGAGGAUGGGGGGGAUGCAUGAGCUGAGCCAUCUGGCCCCAUCCCCGUUCCUGUCCAUGUCCCCAUCCCUGUCCCACGGCCAGGCUGCGCUGGGGCAGGCGGGGUGCUCGCAGCUGGCACGGUGGCGGUUCUGUCCCUUGGCACUGCUGGUCUGACGCUGUCCCCUUGCUGUCUCCAUCUCAGAUGUACCAAGUCCAGCUGAAACCACCACGGGUGAGAGCCACCAGGCCGGCAGCCGCAUGAUAAAGCCAGCACGGCACCAUGCCUACGGCAGGGAGGGUCCUCCUCCGCUCGAUGACCAUGUGGCUGCUCCUGCAGAGCCUCCUCCUCCUCCUGGCCUCCUGCCUCCGCCCGGCUGCUGCGUUCCCCAAGGGCUGCUACCCCUCGGAAGAGGAGGGACUGAAGACCUUCCGCUGCAGCAACGCUCAGCUGACCGAGGUCCCCAGGGACAUACCCAAUGACACCAACAAGCUCUACCUGGACUCCAACCGAAUCCCCUUCCUGCCCCGCGACGCCUUCCGGGACCUCCCCCUCCUGCUGGAGCUGGAUCUGUCCCACAACGCCAUCGCCAGCAUCGAGAGCGGGGCUUUCCGGGGCCUGGCAGAGCACCUGCGCUCUCUGGACUUGUCUUCCAACAGGCUGGUGUCGGUCAGCAAAGACACCUUCAGCAACCUGAAGGCCAAGGUCAACCUCUCCAACAACCCCUGGCUGUGUGACUGUCAGCUGCAGGAGCUGAUCCGCACGGUGGACCUGGCGGCCGGCUCCUCGGGUGGCAUCGUGUGCGACUCCGCCACGCAGGAGGAGCACGUCGGCAAAGCUUUCCUGCAGGUCAUCGCCGACACGGACUUCUGCAACGUGUACAAAAGGACCACGGACAUCGCCAUGCUGGUCACCAUGUUCGGCUGGUUCGCCAUGGUGAUCUCCUACCUGGUCUACUACGUGCGGCAGAACCAGGAGGACGCCCGGCGGCACCUGGAGUAUCUCAAGUCCCUGCCCAGCAAGCAGCGGAGGUCGGAGGAGUCGUCCACCAUCAGCACCGUGGUGUGAGGCACCGGCAUCCCGCAGGACACAGGGACCCGCGGAGCUGGGGAUCGGCCGCUCCGCAGGCUUGCCGUGGCUGCAGGAGCUGUCACGAGCCACCGUCAUCGCACAGAAAUAGUCACGGAUUUGUUGUGUUCUCCUCGGGGAAGCAGCGUCUGGCAACGGGAGCCAC